Messenger RNA from Suncus etruscus (white-toothed pygmy shrew), 1770 nucleotides. RefSeq names its product aladin WD repeat nucleoporin (gene AAAS). Gene Ontology annotation, biological process: nucleocytoplasmic transport. The coding region runs from base 124 to 1749 and encodes 541 amino acids. Gene Ontology annotation, molecular function: protein binding. NCBI's taxonomy places the organism in Eukaryota, Metazoa, Chordata, Mammalia, Eulipotyphla, Soricidae. The record is from RefSeq and is a predicted model, not a curated record. Gene Ontology annotation, cellular component: nuclear pore. The transcript is spliced from 16 exons.
CCCAGGCGGCUACCCGUACACACGUCUGAAUCGAGCCCGGGAACUCAGAGGAGGAGGUGGAAGAGAAGGAGGAGGAGGAUCCUCGGAUUUUUGCGGAUUUUGCACGUUCACCGGACAUGCAAGAUGUGCUCCUUGGGGUUAUUCCCCCCGCCGCCGCCGAGGGGUCAAGUCACCCUCUACGAGCACAAUAACGAGCUGGUGACAGGCACUAGCUAUGAGAGUCCUCCGCCCGACUUCAGGGGCCAGUGGAUCAAUCUUCCUGUCCUAAACCUGACCAAAGAUCCCCUGAAGGCCCCUGGGAGACUGGACCAUGGCACGAGAACUGCUUUCAUCCAUCAUCGCGAACAAGUGUGGAAAAGAUGCAUCAACAUUUGGUGUGAGCUGGGUGUUUUUGGGGUGCUGAAUGAAAUUGCAAACUCAGAGGAGGAGGUGUUUAAGUGGGUGAAGAUGGCAUCCAGCUGGGCCGUGUCACUCUGUCGAUGGGCCUCCUCCCUCCAUGGUUCCUUGUUCCCCCAUCUCUCUCUCAGGAGUGAAGAUCUCAUUGCUGAAUUUUCCCAGGUCACAAACUGGACCAGCUGCUCCUUGCGGGCCUUUGCGUGGCACCCCCACACCAACAAGUUUGCAGUGGCUCUGCUAGAUGACUCAGUUCGUGUGUAUAAUGCCAACAGCACUAUCGUCCCUUUUCUGAAGCACCGGUUACAGAGAAAUGUGGCUGCUCUGGCCUGGAAGCCCCUCAGUGCCUCUGUAUUGGCUGUGGCCUGCCAGAGCUGCAUUCUCAUCUGGACCCUCGACCCUACCUCACUGUCAACCCGGCCUUCUUCCGGCUGUGCCCAGGUUCUCUCUCACUUUGGUCAUGCACCUGUUACUAGCCUAGCCUGGGCCCCCAGUGGGGGAUGGCUGCUCUCAGCCUCCCCUGUGGAUGCUGGUAUCCUGGUAUGGAAUGUAUCAACAGAGACUUGUGUUCCCCUUCCCUGGUUUCGGGGAGGAGGGGUUACCAACCUGCUCUGGUCCCCAGAUGGCAGCAAAGUCCUGGCUACCACACCUUCUUCGGUCUUCCGAGUCUGGGAGGCCCAGAUGUGGACAUGUGAGCGGUGGCCUACUCUCGCAGGGCGCUGUCAGACUGGCUGCUGGAGCCCAGAUGGAAACCGUCUACUGUUCACUGUCUUAGGGGAACCACUGAUUUACUCCUUGUCUUUCCCAGAAUUUGGGGAAGGAAAGGGGCGUGUUGGAGGCGCCAAAUCAGCAACAAUUGUGGCAGAUCUGUCAGAGAUGACAAUUCAGACACCAAAUGGAGAGGAGAGGAUUGGAGGACAGGCCCACUCCAUGGUCUGGGACCCAAGUGGGGAGCGUCUGGCUGUGCUCAUGAAAGGAAACCCACGGGUCCAGGAGGGUACGCCAGUUAUCCUUCUCUUUCGCACUCGAAACAGCCCUGUGUUUGAGCUGCUGCCUUGUGGCAUGAUCCAAGGGGAGCCAGGAGCCAAGGCCCAGCUCAUCACGUUCCACCCUUCCUUCAGCAAAGGAGCUUUGCUCACUGUGGGCUGGUCUACAGGACGGAUAGCCCACAUCCCACUCUACUUUGUCAAUGCUCAGUUCCCACGUUUUAACCCAGUUCUAGGCCGAGCCCAAGAGCCCCCCGCUGGAGGAGGCGGCUCAGUCCAUGAUCUGCCCCUUUUUACAGAGACAUCCCCCUUGGAUGCCCCUUGGGACCCUCACCCAAGUCCUGAUCAGGGCCACUCUAUUUCCCACUAGUGAUCAUUAAAAAAAAAAAUC